Andrographis paniculata is the source of this 1493-nucleotide messenger RNA. Its product is annotated as alkane hydroxylase MAH1-like. Gene Ontology annotation, molecular function: heme binding; iron ion binding; monooxygenase activity. The transcript has a single exon. Bases 1 to 1473 code for a protein of 490 amino acids. The record is from RefSeq and is a predicted model, not a curated record. Lineage: Eukaryota; Viridiplantae; Streptophyta; Magnoliopsida; Lamiales; Acanthaceae.
AUGGCUACUGCAAUCAUCAUCGUUGUGUCCUUCUGGUUCGUACGCAACAGCAGAAUGACAAACGGCUCAGCUCUUAUUACAGACUGGCCGGUGGUCGGGAUGCUGCCGGCGCUGCUUCCCAACUUGGGCCGCGUCCACGACUUCGCCACCGAUAUCCUUAACCGGAGCGGCGGAACUUUCUUCUUCAAAGGUCCUGUCUUUGCCAACAUGGACAUGUUCGCCACCGCCGAUCCUGCUAACGUUAAUUAUAUAUUGUCUAAGAACUUUUCCAAUUUCGGCAAAGGUCCUGACUUCAAGAAGAUGUUCGAUUCCCUCGGAGAGGGAAUAUUCGUUGCAGAUUCGAAGUCGUGGGAGAUUCAGAGGAAGAUUGCAAAGUCGGCCAUGAGCCAUGUCAGGUUCCAUGAAUUCGUCGCUGCAACUACCUGGAGGAAAAUCGAGACAGGAUUAAUCCCGAUUCUCGACAAAUUUUCCGAUAAUGGAAUGGAAAUCGAUUUGCAGGAGGUGUUCCAGCGUUUUACUUUUGAUUGUUUCUGCAUUCUGGUUCUAGGACAUGAUCCAUUUUCCUUGUCGGAAGAUUUUCCCGAUUUACCUUACGAGAAAGCCUUCGCCGUCACCGAGGAAGCUGUCCUGUACAGACACGUUCUCCCGGCGGCGGUGUGGUCGGCGCAAAAGUGGCUUGGAAUUGGAAGAGAGAAGAAACUGAAGCGAGCAUCUGACGCCAUUGAUGGAUUUUUAUCUUACUGCAUAUCGCUCAAGCGAGGAGACAUGAAUCCGAUCGAGGAAGAAAUGAACUUGUUGAUGACCUGCAGAAGAGCUCUUGCAGAGGAUAAUGUUGUCAGAGAUUUGAUGCUGAAUUUGAUCUUUGCAGGAAAGGACACGAUCAGCGCCACGCUCACCUGGUUCUUCUGGCUGCUCGCGACAAAUCCCGCCGAGGAAGAAAGGAUCCGAAACGAAAUCGCAGGGAAUUCAUCGGAGCCAGGAAAUUGGACAAUUAACGACAUGGAUGCAAUGAACAAACUAGUGUGCCUUCACGGCGCCGUCUGCGAAACGCUCCGCCUCUUCCCGCCGGUGCCGAUUCAGCACAAAGCUCCGGUGAAGGACGAUGUUCUUCCGAGCGGGCAUCCGAUCAAGGCGAAUACUCGGACACUGCUGUUUUUCUAUUCGAUGGGGAGAAUGGAAUCGAUUUGGGGCGAGGAUUGUCUGGAGUUCAAGCCAGGGCGAUGGAUUUCGGAGGAAGGAAGGAUUAAGGUUGAGGCGGCGUACAAGUUCCCGGCGUUUAAUGCCGGGCCGAGGACGUGUUUGGGGAAGGAUGUGAGUUUCUUGCAAGUGAAAAUGGCGGCGGCGGCGAUGGUCAGCCGGUUUAAGAUUGAGGUGGCGGAAGGGCAUCCGGUGCGGCCGAGUGAGUCGAUCGUACUUCAUAUGAAGGAUGGUCUCAAAGUUAGGGUUUCCAGUGUUGUCAGCCAUGGCCGAUAAACCGUAGCUAAAGAAUUCUG